AUGCACUUAUAUGGACUUCAAGUUCGACGGAAUGCCCUAUUACGGGCCUGUGCAUUGAAAUGUCUGAUUUCUAUUCUGUUUCUUCACCACCGAUUCCUCAUUCGGUGUUUAAGGAGGCCUUCACGCUCCCCACUUUGCCCUCUCCCAUUUUCUUACCUGAAAAAAGCGGACGGACAAUCCUUCAUCGCAGCUUCAGCUUGCAAGAAAGGAAAAAAUCGAGAAAGAACGAGCAAGACUAUUGCACUGGCAAAUAAGAUUCUAAUUCCCGGAAUUGCAGCAAGGAAGUUUCCUGCCGGGGAUGUUAUAUAUUCUGAUGGUAGAAAAUCAAAGCUGGCGAUUGUUUUUGAUGCAAGUGGCGUUGAUGCUAGCAAGUUGGCUGUCCCUGAAGGAUCUUUAGUCUGUCUAUCAUUUAGAGCAAACUCUCAGGCUAUGGUCGAUUCUUGGAGCAAGCCUUUUUAUGACGCCUUUAGUGAGUCCAAGAGCGUGCAGCUAUAUGAGAUACGUUCUUGUAGAAACAGGCGAUCGGAUUGACUCAAAGAAUCACACUAUCCGGAAAUCUUUUGGUAGUUUUUAAAUGUUUAACUUGGGUUAUAUGCAAUGUAGUAGGUGAAUUGAUUUUAUGUUGGUUAUUUGUGAAGUUGUUAAACUUAAAUGGUAAUUGCCUUCAGUUAGUUCUUUUAGGAUACAUGUAAAUAUGUGUUGGUGUGGUAUAUAUGUAUGACUGGAACUUAAUUUGGUAUAUGUGGUAUAAGCUUUAUAAAA
This is a messenger RNA of Gossypium arboreum, 762 nucleotides long. RefSeq lists its product as uncharacterized. NCBI's taxonomy places the organism in Eukaryota, Viridiplantae, Streptophyta, Magnoliopsida, Malvales, Malvaceae. Gene Ontology annotation, cellular component: mitochondrial inner membrane. Gene Ontology annotation, biological process: mitochondrial proton-transporting ATP synthase complex assembly. The transcript has 6 exons. Bases 1 to 531 code for a protein of 176 amino acids. The record is from RefSeq and is a predicted model, not a curated record.